Messenger RNA from Trichobilharzia regenti, 1046 nucleotides. The record is from the annotation of a GenBank genome assembly. NCBI's taxonomy places the organism in Eukaryota, Metazoa, Platyhelminthes, Trematoda, Strigeidida, Schistosomatidae.
CAUUUUUCAGGGAUGCCAAGAAAACUGAGAAGAAUUUCCUUUACAACUCUAUGGAUAUUGAUGUAGCCGCCAGUGAGGUUGGUAGCAUAAAACCACAAUAUCCAGAGUAUAAUAUAUUGGAUGACUUCGUGGCCCCAAAUCCAAGUACUUCCAGUGCUCCCAUAUUUCAUUCAUCUCCUAUUGGCAAAAAGUCCUAUGUGUGUGACCGAUUGCCGUCUAACGAAGAUGCUACUGAAUCCACAAAUAAGAAAUUACUCGAUACAAAUAUGGAAAUCAUUAACCUGUGCACGAAAAUAUUGAACAUUAUGACUACUGACAGAAAAUCUCGACAGCAAACCUACCCUCCAGCAAACGGUGACUUAACACUGCAGUUUCCGCUCGAGAAUGAAGACCAGUUAGAGAUGCUGGAAGCAUCUUUAAGAGACGAAAAGUACAAACAGCAAUAUACUGCUAAGAUGGCUAGCUGCCUUCAGAGUGAUCCAAAGUUAUCACUUAAGGUCAUGAUGCACCAUGUUAUAAAACCUGAAGUGGGUUUGAAGUUUACAUUCCAGGGGACUUUGACAAAGUCAAGCAUUGUGCCUUAUGCCUUUUAUAAAAUAAUAAGAUGUAAGUUUCAUUAAUGAAGUAAUUAGUUCUGUAGCUUUAAUUAUGUCGCACUUCUCCGGCCAACUAAUGACGACGAGAGAGAUUGGUUACAUGAUGGAUAGGGCCACGAAAUCGUACUUUCAUAAUUUGAAAGAUCGUGUCCAAAGGCGUAAGCGGAAGCAAGGAAUUCAGGCAAAUGAAAAAGAUACCGGGGGAUAUAACAGUGGCACUUAUGUAAGUAAACUUUCAUAAAUGUAAAUGCUCAGAAUGUGCUCAGCACAAUUUUUCACCCACUAAUAUUUUAUUUUGCUUAUUUGCAGGAUGCUACCAGUGGAUCGCAAUUGACGGGAUUGCAGUGACAUUGUACUACAGUUUAUAAAUACAAAAGUCUCUUAAUUGUAAAAACUGAUUUCUUUCUGAAUUGCGCGGGCGUAGGACACAGGUGAUGAUAAUAAGUAGAA